This is a messenger RNA of Anthonomus grandis grandis, 2016 nucleotides long. RefSeq names its product integrator complex subunit 11 (gene IntS11). NCBI's taxonomy places the organism in Eukaryota, Metazoa, Arthropoda, Insecta, Coleoptera, Curculionidae. The coding region runs from base 151 to 1941 and encodes 596 amino acids. The transcript has 9 exons. Gene Ontology annotation, biological process: snRNA processing. The record is from RefSeq and is a predicted model, not a curated record. Gene Ontology annotation, cellular component: nucleus.
AAGAAGCACCAUAACCUCAAAAUAUUCCAUACCAACUUGUUUAUUUUUAUAUUUAUAAGAUUUAAAUUCCUCUGGUGUCCUUUUUCUCCUAAAUUUGAGUAAUUUAUGUGACUGGUAUAAUGUUGUGACUGUUGUUUCAAAAAAGUGAUCAUGCCAGAACUGAAAGUGACCCCCUUAGGGGCAGGCCAAGACGUCGGUAGAAGUUGCAUCCUUCUUUCCAUGGGAGGCAAGAACAUAAUGCUGGAUUGCGGCAUGCAUAUGGGAUACAAUGAUGAGAGAAGGUUCCCAGAUUUCACCUAUAUUACCCCAGAGGGGCCCUUGACUCCAUUUAUCGAUUGUGUGAUAAUUUCACAUUUUCAUUUGGACCAUUGUGGGGCUUUGCCUUACAUGUCUGAGAUGGUGGGGUAUAAUGGGCCCAUUUAUAUGACCCAUCCUACUAAAGCUAUUGCCCCUAUAUUGCUUGAAGAUAUGAGGAAAGUUUCUGUAGAAAAGAAAGGGGAACAAAACUUCUUCACAUCCCAAAACAUUAAAGACUGUAUGAAAAAAGUGGUUGCAGUAACAUUACACCAAUCUGUAAUGGUUGAUAAUGAACUCGAAAUAAAAGCAUAUUAUGCUGGACAUGUGCUUGGAGCUGCAAUGUUCUGGAUAAGAGUGGGGUCACAAUCUGUGGUCUAUACAGGGGAUUAUAAUAUGACCCCUGACAGGCAUUUGGGGGCAGCCUGGAUAGAUAAAUGCAGGCCUGAUUUGCUCAUUUCUGAGUCUACUUAUGCAACCACCAUAAGAGAUUCGAAAAGAUGUAGAGAAAAAGAUUUCUUGAAGAAGGUACAUGAGUGUAUUGAUAGGGGUGGUAAGGUGCUUAUACCGGUAUUUGCACUUGGUAGGGCACAAGAAUUGUGUAUUUUAUUAGAGACUUAUUGGGAAAGGAUGAACUUAAAAGCGCCCAUUUAUUUUGCUCUAGGGCUGACUGAAAAAGCCAAUAACUACUAUAAGAUGUUCAUUACAUGGACAAAUCAAAAAAUUAGGAAAACUUUUGUUCGAAGGAACAUGUUUGACUUCAAACAUAUAAAACCAUUUGAUCGUCAGUAUAUAGAUAAUCCAGGCCCGAUGGUGGUGUUUGCCACCCCUGGCAUGUUGCAUGCUGGUUUGAGCCUUCAAAUUUUUAAAAAAUGGGCUCCAAAUGAAAAUAAUAUGAUUAUAAUGCCUGGUUUUUGUGUCCAGGGUACUGUUGGGCAUAAAAUUCUAAAUGGAGCUAAACAGGUGGAGUUUGAAAACAGGCAGAUGGUGGAUGUCAAGUUAUCUGUGGAAUAUAUGAGUUUUUCAGCUCAUGCUGAUGCUAAAGGAAUAAUGCAACUGAUACAAUAUUGCGAGCCUCGUAACGUUAUACUGGUUCACGGUGAGGCUGAAAAAAUCGCAUUUUUAAAAGAGAAAAUCCAAAAGGAGUUUAAUAUUAAAUGUUUUAACCCGGCGAACGGGGAAACGAACGUUAUUUCUACUCCAGUAAAAAUCCCUAUAGAUGUUUCUUUGCCCUUAUUAAAAUCGGAAGCGAAAAAAUUUAACGCUCUUCCACCGGAUCCUAAAAGGCGGAGAAUUUUACAUGGAGUUUUAGUCAUGAAGGACAGCAAUAUCUGUUUAAUGGACGUGGAUGAUGCCUGCAAGGAAGCUGGUAUAAAUAGACACGUUAUCAGGUUUACCUCGACAAAAACGAUCAAUGACAAUGGUCCGGCCGUUUCCACGGCGCAUAAACUCCACGUGCUACUUACAGAAAAACUUCCGCAGUGGGGAGUGACUUUUUCAGAGGGAGAGAUUUCGGUGGAAUCGGUUUUGGUAAAAGUGGAGGGAGAGGAGGAUGAAUCGCAAAAGACCGUUUAUGUGUCCUGGACCAAUCAGGACGAGGAUCUUGGCAGUUAUAUUUUAAGUCUUAUUAAUUUUAUGGAGCAGUGAAAGAGUGUUUCGAAACAGAUUUGUGAUAAAGACUCUUUAAAUAAAAGUUUACUAUAAAUAAAUUAUCUUUUAGUA